This is a messenger RNA of Scedosporium apiospermum, 3198 nucleotides long. Its product is annotated as Piwi domain-containing protein. NCBI's taxonomy places the organism in Eukaryota, Fungi, Ascomycota, Sordariomycetes, Microascales, Microascaceae. Gene Ontology annotation, molecular function: RNA binding; protein binding. The record is from RefSeq and is a predicted model, not a curated record. The transcript is spliced from 5 exons. Bases 1 to 3198 code for a protein of 1065 amino acids.
AUGGCUGAUCGCGGAGGUGGCCACGAGCGAGGUAAGCGAGGCGGUGGCCGUGGUGCACCUCGUGGACGUGGUGCUGGUGAUGGCGGUGCCCCUCGUGGUCGGGGCAGAGGUGAUGGCGGUGGCCGCGGACGCGGACGUGGAGACAGUACGGCCGGGGAAGGCCGUGGUGGUGGAAGGGGACAAGGUCCCCCUUUCCGAGGAGGCGGUCGUGGUCGCGGCGACUAUUCUGGUGAAGGUGGUGGCCGCGGUGGCUACGGUGAAGGUAGGGGUGGUGGACGAGGUGGACGCGGAUUUGGAGAUCGCGGUGGACGCGGCGAUCGGGGCGGUCGUGGCCGUGGAUUCGGCUUCGCCCGUGGUGGAGGUCCCAUCGCUCCGCCAAAGGCCUUGCCAACCACUUUUCCCGAGCCUGACAAGGCCACAAACGAUCUUGAGAACGAACUGCUUAGUGUCGAGGGCAAGAUGGCCUCACUUGCGGUCAGUAAGGAGAUUGCGGUUAGGCUGCCCGUUCGCCCAGUUUUCGGCACCAAGGGCAUCAAGGUCAAGCUUUGGGCAAACUACUUCAAGCUUGACUUGAACGCGGACAGAGAUCUCUAUCUCUACCACCUAGAGUAUUCCAAGAUCGACGCCGAAUCGUCUGCCUCGGAAUCAGACACAGGAAGCUUCAAAAAGAAACGCGAGCCCGGAGAGGCUCCAAGCCUGAAAGGGGCUAAGCUUGCACAGGUCGUCGAAGCCACCGUCGACCUCGUCAAGACUUUCAAUGCGGGCGUGGCCCUGGCUACUGAGCUUAAAUCCAAGAUUGUCGCUACGGAGAAGCUCAACUUGCCCAACAACCCAAUGAUGGUUCCCAUUUCCAUUGAGGGACGCUCGAGAAGGGAUCUCUAUUCCGUCUCCUUCGAGGGCCCUAGAGUCCUUAACCUCCCUCAAGUGGCGGAAUAUCUCAGGACAAUGCAGGAAGCAGACGCCAGCUUUCCCAAGUUUGAGGAUGUCGUCGAUGCUCUCAACAUCGUUCUCGGACACACUGCUCGCACGAAGCGUACCAUCUCAGUCGUUGGCUCCAGACGAUUCUUCGAAACUGGGCUGACUGGCAACCACCCGGGCGGCUUUGAAGGAGAUGAGGAGAAGAGCUUCCUGGUGCCUUCUGUCCUGGCUAUUUGUCGAGGUUACUUCCAGAGUGUCCGUCUGUCGACUGGACGACUUCUCCUCAACACGAACGUGACUCAUGGUGUCUUCCGAGUAGAAGUCGACAUCAAGGACAUCUUCAGAAGACUCAAUAUUAAUCGUCGCAACUCGUUGGGUGAUCUGAAUGUUCUUGCCCGAAUUUUCAACCGAGCUCGCGUGGAGUACAGAUUCCGAGGAGCCAAUAGCGACAAGGACCUAAAGCGUCAAAAGACUAUCCUGGGCCUUCUCGAGUCUGGGCGCGGUAUGGUAGUCGACGGCCUGAAAAUCGAAGACACCCCGUAUCCCGGCCCCUCUCAGGUGUCCUUCUUGACACAGCUGCCCGGCGAUGCUGCCCCGGUUCACCGAACUGUUACGCAGUACUAUAAAGAAAAGUAUAACGUCGACAUCAACACCGACUGGCCGCUUUUGAAUGUCGGUACUCCGGUCAAGCCGGCAUUCGUGCCGGCCGAAUUCUGUCGCAUUCUCCCUUCCCCCGUCAAGAUCAAACUCAAUGAAAUGGACUCACAGGCCAUGAUUGAGUUUGCUUGCCGACAGCCGGGUGAUAACUACCACUCCAUCAUGACUCGGGGUCAGGAUAUCCUUCAGCACGACGCGGCGUUGCUUGGACAUUUUGGCAUCAAGGUCGGUAAAAGUCUCCUGACGGUCCACGGGCGGGAGCUGAGCGCACCCACUCUCUGUUAUAAGCCCGGUGGCAGGCAGGCCAAGACCGGUCCCAAGUUCAAACCCUCGUUCGGCGCGUGGAAUAUGAGCGGUCUGAAGUUUGCCAUUCCGGGUCGAGAGAUUACAAGCUGGGGAUGCGUGGCCAUUGGCAUCCAAGCUCAGGACGAAGAGGUUAUAAGAAUUGCCAACGAAUUCCGAGCCCAAGUCAACAACAAUUGCGGCCUUCACAUGGAUGAUACGCCUUCGCACGGACUCACUAAAGUUUUUGUCCGCCCCGGCGACCCUAACAUGCAGAGUAAGAUCGUGACAGCUUUUGGUAGACUUGCUAAGGAACGGGUUCAAAUUCUCCUCGUCUUCAUUCCACGCAAAGACACGCAGCUCUACGCUGCUAUCAAGAGGGCGGGUGACGUCGAACUGGGCAUCCAUACUGUCUGCAUGGACUGGAAGAAGGCCAGCAAGGAAAAAGGCCGAGCUGGCUACUUUGGCAACGUAGCGCUCAAGUGGAAUCUAAAGAUGGGCGGCGUCAACCACCAGUUGGUUGAUACAGUGGGCCUCAUUAAUGAAGGAAAGACGAUGAUUGUCGGAUACGACGUGGUGCAUCCGACCAACGUAGCAACGGCGGCCGAAGCGGCGGCGCCUAGCGUGGUUGGUAUGGUUGCCAGCAUCGAUAAAGAGCUGGGCCAGUGGCCGGCUACGGCGUGGGUUCACACAAGCCGAAUGGAAGUGUGCGAGGAUGAUCAAUUGAAGGGGGCGUUCGAAUCUAGAUUGAACUUGUGGAAGAUCAAGAACAAUGGACGGCUCCCCGAGAACAUCAUCAUCUAUCGAGACGGUGUUUCGGAAGGUCAAUUUGCGCUCGUUCUGGAGAAGGAGGUUCCACGAAUUCGAGCUGCGUGCCGCACCAUGUAUAAGAAGCCACCGCAUCUAGCGUUGAUUGUAUCGGUGAAGCGGCAUCAUACUCGAUUCUACCCGACUAGCCCCGAGCACACGUCACGGACGGGAAAUAUCCGGCCGGGGACGGUGGUGGACCGCGGAGUGACUCAAGCUCGAUACUGGGACUUUUUCCUCACGGCCCAUGACGCUAUCAAGGGCACUGCUCGUCCGGCACACUACACGGUACUUCUCGAUGAGAUUUUCGCAAUUCGGGAAGGAAGAAACGCGGCCGAUGACCUGGAGACCAUCACACAUGACCUCUGCUACAUGUUUGGUCGGGCUACGCGUGCGGUCAGCAUCUGCCCCCCAGCUUACUACGCGGAUAUUGUCUGCGAGCGUGCCCGAGUGCACCGAGGACCGCUCGGCCCCAGCGGAAAGGGCAGAUGGCAGGUGCAUGAGAAUAUUCGGAACUCGAUGUACUACGUUUAA